CCCUCACCGUCGUUUUAGUUGAGGGUGGUGGUGGGCCGGUAGUGACUGUGUAACAAUCUCCGGUUAAGGCCGAUUCAUCUAACUGCUACUGAGAGGUGAAGUGUAGGCCGUUAGAAUCGAUGGAACUCGAGGAGCAUUUGUAGCCAGCUAUCGCAUUCAGUCACUAGUCACCGCUUGUCGUGUUCGGAUUCAAUUUUCCGUCGUUAGCUACAACACCAUAAACAAUUGAUGUGAUGUGAUCAUGUGUUAAAGGAUAUUUUUUGAUAAAUAAAAACAUAUUUAUCUGUGAUUUAUUUUCGUAUUUCAUUGAGAGUAAUUAAUAGUUCGCAACUUCUGAAGGCUGUCGCCGCACAUGUUUACGUGUGUGAUUGUUGAAAACGGUACAUGCCACUAGUUUCUAAUCAGAGCAUGUGUGUGAAAAACCUCGUUGUGAAUGGAGAUAAUGCAAUGCAAUGCAUAUGCUUAUUUACUGAGGGUGCAUUACACUGUGUCACAGUUUCAUGCGAUAUAGAAGAGCGACAUUUUUGUUACAAUCGGUGCCAAUUUACUGGAAGAAAUUGAAGAAAUUUGGUGCAACUCGAAAAAAAACUUAAAGCAGAGCAGAGCUACUAAACCAAUAACAAUUCCUACAAGGCAAUAAGGCUGUGAUAUCUGUUAUAAAAAAGUAGAAGAAGAAGAAGAAGUGAAUACAACAUUUGAAAAAUUCCAAAGCUACCUAAAUAGUUUUGAAUGAAAAGGAAUCAGUUGACGGAAAGUGAGGAGGAAGAACAUAACCCUACAGCAACAGAUAGUAGAGUAACCUGCUGGAAGAAGACCGAUAGUGGCGGGGGGGAAAGCGCAGAAUAUCCGUACGGCCACAUUCGACGGGGUGUCAUCGGUCGACUGAACGUCGUCAUGAGUGCCACCGGGAUGGAAAACAUGGAGGGAGCCGAGUCGACACACAAUACCAAAAUUUCCGACUCGGGUUACUCCAACAGCUGCAGCAACAGCCAGUCCCAGAGGAGUGGCAGCUCCAAAUCCCGUCACAGCGGAAGCAACUCGUCCGGCAGCAGUGGAUAUGGCGGCAAGGGCAACAACACCCAGACAGCUAUGGAUGGACCCAUCCCACAUCCGCCGAUCAAGCGCACAAAGGAGAAGGAUCGCAAAAAGAAGAAGCAAAAAACUUCGGUCGAACCCAGCCAGCAGACCAGCUGCGGCACCGUGACCGAUGAGUCAUUUUCGGUAGCGACGGUAGCAGAACCGUGCGAGCAAACCGGAACAAUCGCUUCCGCCGCAGGGCAGUGUGAAGCCCAGCAGCAGCAGCACGGUCACGUUAACGAAACGGGUGUCCCGAGUGCCAUUGUCGUCAAAAGCAACGACGAAACUACCGCAAAAGAUGAGAGCUUGGCGCCGCAGGAUUCAGCUGUUGGACGUGAAGCUACCCGGAUGUCAUGUGUACUUCCAGGACCAUCACCAGUGGGCUGCAGAGCUACACCGAUGGAGGAAAGUCACGAAACCGAUUGCGAGGAGUUGAAAGCCAUUAAGAUACCACCGCAGGGUCCGCAAAUGACAAAAUCGGAAACGGAAAAUGGCUUUUGCUGCGUUAUAUCGAUGCACGAUGGGGUGGUUCUAUUCACGACGCCAAGCAUUACGUCCAGUUUGGGUUUCCCGAGUGACAUGUGGCUGGGUCGAUCGUUUAUCGACUUCGUUCAUCCGAAGGACCGAGCGACGUUCGCCAGUCAGAUUACGUCGAAGGUGGUCGUCCCGCUGGGUGAAUCCAAGAAUGGUUCCGGCCAUAAGGACCAUAAAAAUUCGCUCUACGUGAUGCUGAGAAAGUACAGGGGUUUGAAAAGCGCUGGUUUUGGAGUUACCAAAACUACGGUCAACUACGAGCCCUAUCGGCUGGUGUUGACUUUCCGGGAAGCACCAAGUGAGAAUAGUGAAGUCAUUCCAAAUACCGGGAGAAACAUUCUGCUGAUCAUUUCGGCUACUCCGGUCAAGAGUGUCUACAAUGCACCGAAUGAACCACUGCAGGAUAAGCAAGUCAAGUUCAGCACUCGCCACUCGACCACCGGAGUAAUGAACUACGUCGAUGGAAACUCGGUUGAAUCCAUUGGUUACCUGCCGCAGGAUAUCUUGGGCCGGUCGAUUAUGGAACUGUACCAUCCGGAAGAUAUGCCCAUCUUGAAGAAUGUCUACGAAACGGUUAUGGUAAAAGGGCAGACGGCGGGAGCGUCGUUCGUAAGCCAACCCUACCGGUUUCUGGUGAGCAACGGAUGUUACAUUUUGCUAAAAACGGAGUGGGCCAGCUUCGUCAAUCCGUGGUCCCGGGAGUUGGAGUUUGUCAUUGGGAAUCACAUCAUUCAGGAAGGGCCCUCGAAUCCGGAUGUGUUUGCGUCGAAAUUCUACUGCAAAGAUUCUCAUCCCUUCCCGGAUGAACUGCUGAAGGAGGCGAGGACAAUUGAAGAGCAGAUCUUGCGGCUGUUGAGGGAACCCGUAGCGAAGCCCUCCGAUAUGGUAAAACAGGAGGUUUCGAAACGAUGCAAAGCACUCGCCUCGUUCAUGGAGGAACUGAUGGACGAAGUGACGCAACCGGAACUCAAACUUAACGUGUUGAAUGAAUCUGAUUUUACAUUUUCCGAACGGGACUCCGUCAUGCUUGGGGAAAUAUCGCCACAUCAUGAUUACUUUGACAGCAAAAGUUCUUCCGAAACACCGCCCAGUUACAAUCAGCUCAACUACAACGAUAACCUGCAACGGUUUUUCGAAAGUCGGCCAGUAAUGAACGUAAAAGAAUCGGUAAAGGUCGAUUCGUCCGUUAGAACUAAUACGGAGACGAUUGACGGGGAUCAACGCUUCAGUGGCAGUGGUGGUGAGAGCGGAGGCAGUGCAGGGAACUUCAGUUCCGAGAGCAAUGCCCAGACGGACAGCACUACCAAUACCACGAGAAACACGGGAACUUCUUCGGGAAGUUUCCAUCCUCCGGCUCUAACUGAAGAGCUACUCUGUCAGCACAACGAAGAUAUGCAGAAGGUUAUGUUGAAGAAGCACCGUGAAGCACGCACUCUGGCGAGGGGAACCGAUAAGAGCAAGAAAGGACCGCCGGAUAAAACCUAUGCCAACAUUAUCGCUCACGGAGUUAAACGAGGAUCAUCCCAUUCGUGGGAAGGAGACAUUCAUAAGACUGUCAAACAUCAGCACAAUCCUGACACCGCUACCGACUACCAACAGCAGCCACAGUCGCAGGCACUUACAAAACCUUCACACCUGCCAGGUUCCGCCGUUCCACAUCCUUGUUCAUCCAUCGUCACGACUACAGCAGUCUCGAUAGGAUCACAGUUGCCUUCGGUCUCACACGCAUACACGUUCCCCCGUCCACCGUUCUCCGUGAGCGUUACGACGAUACAUGCCACUCAGAGUGCAAACGUAAACACAAAUAUCGUGCCAUCAAACGCCAGCAUCUUCCCCACCUUGUACUACAUCCCGGCGCCUCCCCAGCCGACUUCAUCGAGUCUUGAAUUACAACUACCUCGCCUAAACUCCAUCACUCUGCCAUACAUGGCCGGUGUCAUGUAUCCACAUCCACAGCUGUACCAGCAGUCCGUGCUGUACCCUCCGAUGAUGUACCACGCCAUGCCCUACCAACCAGUUCCUCCACCGUGCGGACUUGCUUCCGGUGCCCGAAACCAGCAGCAACAGCAGCAGCAGCAACCACCACAGCUUCCAGCAAACCAAAACGGUUCAAAUGGGAUGCACAGUCAAUCUGGAUUUCCGGACAGAACCGGUCUCUGCGACAUCGGCAGCAAACAUUCGGUUCAAAGCCUUCCACCGUCGGCCGGGAGAGGAUGCAGAUCCCAAGUGCAGACACAGCGCUUCCAACGGUCACCGUCCCAGGCAACCUCGGUCAAAGCGGAACCCGGAUCCAAUAUGGGAAGUAUUGCAUCGGCGUCGAUGGUUAACCGGGCCUUUUCAGAGUCAUCCAAGAAAGGAUGUACAGAUUCACCGGGGAUCUCCAACGUAGGCGGUGACUUCCAGCUGGAAGAUAUGACCAAGCUGCGGUCCAGAGGGACCAAAACGCCCGGCCAUCUCGGAGAAAUCAGCGACGAUAUGGAUGAGUCCAGUUUCUCCAGCUUCUACUCGAGCUUCCUAAAGACUGAUAACUCGUCGGAUAGCAACGGUGCCGAGAAGAAGGAAUCGAUCGAGAUGAUAUGGGACAGUAGUUCAGUCAAAACCAGCCAAACGAAGCGAAGACCCAAUCCCCCCUGGUUGGACAACGUUUGUCAAACCAAGGAACUGAUCUACCGGUACCAGAUCAACGAACGAUCCGUAAAGGACCUCCUGGACUCUGAUUUGGCCGCGCUGAAGAAUCUCAACCAGCCCAUUCUAGUCAAUGACCAACUCGGUCAACUCUAUCUGGAUCUCGAGCUGGAAGGUCUUUCGGCCAAACUCUCGCUGAGCGACACCACCUCCGGCAGUAGCAGCGACGAUUGCGAAUCUCAAAACAAAACCAGGAAAGUCAAACGACAAAUGAAGUACAGCAAGCUGGUCAUGAUCUACGAGGAGAAUGCCCCAUUUCCUCCACCGCUGGCACCCGUCAGUGGCAGCCAAUGAUCCGGCAGCCGGUGGGCGACUGCAUUGGUUCGUUAACAAUGUCGUGUAGAUUCGAGCACAGUAUUAUCGUAAAACGAAUACAAAUGUGUACAGGAGAAGGGAAUACAAUGUGAUUGAAUCACCAAUGUUCCGAGGUCUGAUGCUUUAGAAGUGCUGUUAAUGAACUGUUGGGAUUUUAGGAUCCUUUGGAUCCGAUAGUAGAUAUACAUAUUUUGUCAAAUGACAUUCAUUUUUCAAUAGCUUUAAGUUACUAUUUUAGAUGCAUAUUUUUAUCAUCAAAUGAGAAGCAUAACAUUUUUAAUAAAAGAUAAAAACAA
Messenger RNA from Ochlerotatus camptorhynchus, 4907 nucleotides. It is a transcript of the gene per, whose product is annotated as period. The transcript is spliced from 6 exons. Gene Ontology annotation, biological process: circadian regulation of gene expression; negative regulation of transcription by RNA polymerase II; entrainment of circadian clock by photoperiod. Gene Ontology annotation, cellular component: nucleus; cytoplasm. Gene Ontology annotation, molecular function: transcription corepressor binding; transcription cis-regulatory region binding. Bases 730 to 4590 code for a protein of 1286 amino acids. Lineage: Eukaryota; Metazoa; Arthropoda; Insecta; Diptera; Culicidae. The record is from RefSeq and is a predicted model, not a curated record.